AUGGAUGACAUUAGAAAAAUGGUUAUCGAUGAAGAAUAAGAAAGAUAUAAUCAAAGAGAAAAUUUAUUAAGAGAAUAAUUUGGAUAUUCCUUAAAUGAUAAUUUAAAUUAAGAGCUUAUUAAUCAAAUUCCACCUGACAUUUACUUGUGGAAAAUUCUAUAAAAAAUAGAAUUCAGUUAGAAGCUUAAAAGACUCAAUACAAAAAGAUUAAAAAAUGAUUAAUAAUUUAGGAACAUAAGAGUUAAAGAGUUCAUACGUCGUUGUUUGAUUGAAAUAAUAUACUUACAUUCAUAUAUAGUUGAAGCAAAAAUGAAAUCGCAAAUGAUCACUCAUUAGAUUUAAACUUUAAAAUAGUAAAUCAAAAUCUUACAAGAAAAUUAAUAAUAAAAUUGUGAUUAAACAAAUCGACUUACAAUCAGCUACUCACAUAACAAAAGCUAGAAGUCUAAAGUAUUUCAAAAUUAUAUAAUUAAAUGCAAAGUAGCACUCAAUUAAUAAGAAUAAUAAUCAAUUUAUUCAUAUGGAGAGGAUAAAAUUUGCUCGUUUGUGGUUUAGCCAGAGAUUGAAAAUAUUUUAAAUUUUAUAAUUUUGGGCAAAAAUAUUGAUAAUGGAGAUAAAUUUGAGAUUUUAGCAACAAAAAAAUUGAAUUUGGAUGAAAUACUAGCCAAAUUUGAUGUACUUUCAUUUUCAAAGAAAUAUAUAAAACAUCAAAUAAUCAAUUUGAAUAUAGAAUUAAAUAGAAUAUAAAUUCCAAAUUUAGAAUUUAGAUUUUAAUUGUAAUUGCCUUAUCAAUAGAGAAUUGUACUAAUUGAGGGAAUGUUGGAGAGACAAAGACCACCUCUAGAUUAAUAUAAUGAAGAAAUUGAAUAGAAUAGUAAUUUUAUUAAAUAAAUACUUGUACCAUUUCAUGAUGUUGUUUAUAUUUAAGGACAAGGCAUAAAACGUAGAAACAGGGAAUCAUGCUCUUCAUGCAUUGUAUUUUGA
Messenger RNA from Paramecium tetraurelia, 984 nucleotides. RefSeq lists its product as uncharacterized. The record is from RefSeq and is a predicted model, not a curated record. The transcript is spliced from 2 exons. NCBI's taxonomy places the organism in Eukaryota, Ciliophora, Oligohymenophorea, Peniculida, Parameciidae.